AUGUUGGUGCUCAACAAAUCCUCGACUUGUGAUGUCUGUAUGGAAGGCUACAUGACUGGCAGGAAUUCACCGCACUCGAUACCUUGUGGACACGUAUUCUGCCAGAAGUGUCUCGGUCAUCUUUUGCGCCACACAUGUCCCCUUUGUCGGACUCGAUUUUCCCCUCAGGACGUCCGCAGGCUUCACGUUGAUGAUAUGCAGCCGCCUAUGAUUAUGACCGCCUCCAUAGGAGAAGUCCCUAAAACCCCUAUUCUCCACCCCUGA
Suillus fuscotomentosus is the source of this 264-nucleotide messenger RNA. RefSeq lists its product as uncharacterized. Bases 1 to 264 code for a protein of 87 amino acids. The transcript has 2 exons. NCBI's taxonomy places the organism in Eukaryota, Fungi, Basidiomycota, Agaricomycetes, Boletales, Suillaceae. The record is from RefSeq and is a predicted model, not a curated record.